AUGGCUCAAAACCGCCAUUUCUCCAUCCUUCUAAUUUCAAUGUCCAUUUUACUAUCAAUUUCCCCAUCUUUGUCAGCCCCCAACGCCAAGGAGUUAUGGUGCAGCCAAACCCCAUACCCCGACAUCUGCAAGAGCUUCUUCAACGCCAAAUUCAACCCCAAAAACCUCGCCGAGUUCAAAAAAGCCGCCUUCAAAAUCGCCAUGGAAAGGGCUCUCACAGCCGAGUCGCUCACCAAGCGCCACGCCCAGAAAUGCCGCACCCCCAAGGAAAAAGGCGCGUGGGCCGACUGCUUGGAGCUUUACCAAGACACCAUUCUCCAGCUCAACCGAACCUUCUCCGACAACUAUUGCUCCGAUUUCGACAUCCAAACAUGGCUCAGCUCCGCGUUGACUAAUCUUGAUACAUGUCGUGCCGGAUUCGUUGACCUUAAUAUUAAGGAUUACGACGUCGUUUUUCCUUUUCUUGGGAGGAGUAAUAAUGUGACUAAGUUGAUUAGGAAUAGUUUGGCUAUGAAUAACUGCUCUGAGACGGAGACGGGUUAUCAUGGUGGAUUUCCUACGUGGGUUAAGGCUGGUGAACGGCGGCUGCUGCAGGCGGCGGUUCCUAAGCCGGACUUGGUUGUGGCGCUUGAUGGGUCUGGGAAUUAUAAGACGGUGCAGGCGGCGGUGGAUGCGGCGGCGAAGAGGAAAGGGAGUGGGAGAUUUGUGAUACAUGUUAAGAAAGGGGUUUAUAAGGAGAAUGUUGUGAUUGGGAAUAAGGUCAAGAAUUUGAUGCUCGUCGGAGAUGGGUUGAAGUAUACCAUUAUUACUGGGAGUAGGAGUGUCGGCGGCGGCUCCACCACGUUCAACUCCGCCACCGUCGCUGUUACUGGGGAAGGAUUCAUUGCUCGUGGCAUCACCUUCCGCAACACGGCCGGACCUCAAAACCACCAAGCAGUAGCUCUCCGAUCGGGCUCAGAUCUCUCCGUCUUCUACCGCUGCGGCUUCGAGGGAUAUCAAGACACUCUCUACGUCCAUUCCCAAAGACAAUUCUACAGAGAAUGCUACAUUUACGGCACAGUAGACUUCAUCUUCGGCAACGCAGCCGUGGUACUCCAAAACUGCAUGAUCUACGCGAGAAAACCAAUGUCAGGUCAGCAAUGCGUGGUAACAGCGCAAGGCCGAUCGGACCCAAAUCAGAACACCGGAAUCUCAAUCCACAACUCGAGAGUGAUGGCCACGGCCGACCUCCAACCGGUGCUAAGCUCGGUGAGAACCUACCUGGGGAGGCCAUGGAAGGAGUACUCCCGGACGGUUUACUUGCAGUGCUUCAUGGAUAGCUUGGUGAACCCUGCAGGGUGGCUGGAAUGGAGCGGGGACUUUGCCCUGAAUACGCUCUAUUAUGGAGAGUUCAAGAACUUUGGGCCUGGUUCGUCCACUGCUAAGCGAGUGAAGUGGAAGGGUUACAGAGUGAUUACAAGCGCCGCCGAAGCUUCCAAGUUUACCGUCGGGAGCUUCAUCGCCGGGAAGUCAUGGCUGCCGGCAACCGGCGUUCCGUUCACUGCUGGGCUUUGAAAUUAAUUAUGGGGGACUUGGAAGAUCUUUGUUCUUGUGCUGUUCUUGGUGGUUGAAUUUUACUGUAUUCAUCAAUAAUAAUAAUAUACCAUUUUUUUU
Messenger RNA from Cucurbita pepo subsp. pepo (vegetable marrow), 1653 nucleotides. Its product is annotated as pectinesterase-like. Gene Ontology annotation, biological process: cell wall modification. Gene Ontology annotation, molecular function: enzyme inhibitor activity; pectinesterase activity. Lineage: Eukaryota; Viridiplantae; Streptophyta; Magnoliopsida; Cucurbitales; Cucurbitaceae. The record is from RefSeq and is a predicted model, not a curated record.